Medicago truncatula (barrel medic) is the source of this 2554-nucleotide messenger RNA. RefSeq names its product probable galacturonosyltransferase 4. The record is from RefSeq and is a predicted model, not a curated record. Bases 241 to 2439 code for a protein of 732 amino acids. Lineage: Eukaryota; Viridiplantae; Streptophyta; Magnoliopsida; Fabales; Fabaceae. The transcript is spliced from 12 exons. Gene Ontology annotation, molecular function: polygalacturonate 4-alpha-galacturonosyltransferase activity; NAD binding; ADP-ribose diphosphatase activity.
AACACAAGUGAAUGACCCAAUAUAAAAUAAAAAAGACACUUGCGAAUCCGUCAAAGAAAAACCGGCGACCAAGCUACCUCUUUUUCAUCUCACCGAUGGUGCCACCGCCCACCGCCAUCGUUUCUCCGCCGGCAUUCGCACUCGCUCAUUCAACCCAACUCAAACCUUAAAGUCGUCUGUUCUUAGACGGUCCUUUGCUUAUUUGCCACGUAUCCAAGCUAUUACUCGUGAACUUUCAGUAUGUCUGAGGCAAUUGAGGAUGAAAAGGUUAUCGAAGAAGUAGAAGAAGAAAAAAUGAGUGUGGAAGAAGAUAAAUACGGAGGUGUUAUUCUAACUGUCCACAAGCCUAUGGAUUCUUCUUCCUUUGCUUCUAAACUGCAAGAUUCUAUUUCCCAUUGGAACAAGCACGGAAAGAAGGGAAUAUGGAUCAAUUUACCCAUUCUUCAUUCAAAUCUUGUUGAUUCUGCUGUCAAGGCUGGAUUUAAGUACCAUCAUGCUGAGGCAGAUUACUUGAUGCUUGUAUAUCAGAUCCCUGGUACCUCUGUUAGAUUUCCCGCAUAUGCUUCACAUCGUGUCGGUGUCGGUGCUUUUGUUUUCAAUGACAAGAGGGAGGUGCUUGUGGUUCAAGAAACCAGUGGUAAAUUUGGAGGCACGGGUGUAUGGAAGAUACCUACUGGAGUUGUUGAUGAAGGUGAGGAUAUUUGCAAUGCUGCAAUUAGAGAAGUUAAGGAAGAGACAGGGAUAGAGACGAAGUUUGUUGAAGUUUUAGCAUUCAGGCAAAGCCAUAAAUCUUUCUUCCAGAAAUCAGAUUUGUUCUUUGUUUGCAUGUUGCAACCUCAAUCCUCUGACAUUCAACGUCAGGCCUCAGAAAUUGAAGCAGCUAAGGAAAUCUCUACCGUCCUUCAGAAACCGAUUAGGGUUGUGUAUCCAGAGGACUCUUCAAACAUAAAUAAUUUGCCUCAUGAUAUACUUACUGAGCAAGGGAAACAACAUAUUGAAUCUCCUAGCGAAGUAAACAAUAAAGGACCUGUGUUACAAAAAACCAUCAAGCAUAAUGGCAAAACAUCAUCUGUUGCUCUGGUACGGAAACUAAAGGAUCAGCUCAUCCAAGCUAAAGUUUAUCUUUCCCUUCAGAAAAUAAAGAAAAUUCCCUAUCUCACUCGGGAGCUUCAGUUACGGGUAAAGGAAAUUUCACGAACACUUGGAGAUGCAAGCAAAGAUUCUAGCUUGCCAAAGAAUGCAAACGAGAGAAUGAAGGCAAUGGAGCAAUCAUUGAUGAAAGGAAGAAAAAUUCAAAAUGAUUGUGCCACAGCUGCGAAGAAGCUUAGGGCUAUGAUCCACUUAUCAGAGGAUAAGCUUCGAGCACACGAGAAAAAGAACUUGUUCUUAACACAGUUGACAGCAAAGACACUGCCUAAAGGUCUCCAAUGUCUUUCGCUGCGCCUUACAUCUGAAUAUUAUAACUUGAAUUCUUCUCAGCAAGAAUUCCCCAAUCAAGAGAACAUAGAAGAUCCUGGACUAUACCAUUAUGCAAUAUUCUCGGAUAACAUAUUGGCAACAGCCGUUGUUGUGAAUUCUACUGCUGCCCAUGCUAAGGAUGCCUCAAAACAUGUUUUCCACAUUGUUACUGAUAGGCUCAAUUAUGCGGCAAUGAGGAUGUGGUUUCUGGCGAAUCCACCUAGAAAGGCGACAAUUCAAGUUGAGAAUAUUGAAGAUUUUUCGUGGUUGAAUUCGAGUUAUAGUCCAGUUCUUAAGGAACUAGAUUCUCCUUAUAUGAUUAAUUAUUACUUGAAAACUCCUUUUGAUUCUAAACUCAAGUUUCGGAAUCCCAAGUAUUUAUCUAUUUUGAAUCACCUCCGCUUCUACUUGCCAGAGAUAUUCCCAAAGCUCAAGAAAGUUCUGUUUUUGGAUGAUGAUGUAGUUGUGCAGAAGGAUCUUACUGAUCUUUGGUCAAUUACUUUGAAGGGUAACAUAAAUGGUGCUGUCGAAACUUGUACAAAAAAAUUCCAUCGAUUUGAUAGUUACCUUAACUUCUCAAAUCCUCUUGUUGCAAAGAAUUUUGACCCUCGUGCUUGUGGAUGGGCAUAUGGUAUGAAUGUUUUUGAUUUAGUCGAAUGGAAGAAGCAAAACAUCACAGAGGUGUACCACAAUUGGCAGAAGCUGAAUCAUGAUAGACAACUAUGGAAGUUAGGAACACUGCCACCUGGUCUUAUAACAUUCUGGAAACGCACGUUCCCGCUGAACCGAUCUUGGCAUGUCUUAGGUCUUGGCUACAACCCCAAUGUCAACCAAAAAGAUAUUGAAAGGGCUGCUGUAAUUCACUAUAACGGAAACUUGAAACCGUGGCUGGAGAUAAGUAUACCGAAGUUUAAAGGUUAUUGGACGAAGUAUGUUGAUUAUGAGAGUGAGUAUUUGCGAGAAUGCAAUAUCAAUCAAUAAUAGGUCUCACAGUACCUUUAAACGUUUAAGUUUCUUGGUCUUAAGGCUCUUAGCUAUAGGUUGCAAUUCCAUCUGUGUAAAGAUUUAUUUAUUUAUUUAUCAUUCUUUUUGUAUA